Iphiclides podalirius (scarce swallowtail) is the source of this 309-nucleotide messenger RNA. The record is from the annotation of a GenBank genome assembly. NCBI's taxonomy places the organism in Eukaryota, Metazoa, Arthropoda, Insecta, Lepidoptera, Papilionidae.
AUGAUUCGCAUCACUGGUGCGCCAGCCGGUCGCAUUCUCUGGCCGCGGCGGGGCGGCGGCGCGGCGGCCCGCGAGGAUCGCCCGCCGCCGCAUCUGAACAUUUGCUCCAACUCGCGGGCUAUUUCCACGUCCACAUGUGCGCAUCCAUUCGGCGACGCCGAUACGAAAUCCUGUUCCGGCGGCUUUUUGCCCGUGCGUUUCCCCAGUUUCGGGGAACGGCAAACGCAAAAAGGUCGAGAUUCGCCUCCAGCCGUUCGUACAGGUUUUGUCGCGGAUUUUUAUGCGCGCGGCAUCGGCCGGGGCUGCGCU